AUGAAAACGACGCCGUCAUCAGCACCUGCUCACAGAGAAGAACCGCCGACACAAUGUCUACGUCAUCCGCCCACCCAUGACAACAGAGCUGCUUUCUACCGCAGUUGCCACCGCCUGCAACAUCGACUGUGCGAGAUGCAGGAAACCUGGACGAUUCGAAAGACCGGGGAGAUCCAAGGGUAUGUAGAUCACAAUGAAAGGAAGGAAUUCUUUGUCGCGAUGAAGUCUGUCUACGGUCCCACAGCCAAAGGAACUGCUCCUCUCCUCAGCGCCGAUGGCAGUAUCCUACUCACCGAGAAGGAACAAAUUCAACAACGGUGGGCCGAGCACUUCCGAGGCGUCUUCAACCGCCCCUCCACCAUCUCCGACGUCCCCAUAGCCCGUUUGCAGCAAGUGGAGACCAACGUGGACUUCGACCUCCCGCCCUCUUUCCAGGAAACCACCAGGUCCGUGCAGCAGCUCUCCAGCGGGAAAGCACCCGGAUUGGGUACGAUCCCUGCUGAGGUCUACAAGCACGGUUGCUUCCAAAUCAUGUAUCACCUGACUGCGCUCUUCCAGGAGAUGUGGCGUCAAGGCAAAGUCCGGCAGAAUUCAAAGACGAAAUCAUCGUGCAUCUAUACAAUCGAAACGGAAAUUGCCAUCUCUGCGUCAAUCACCAGGACAUCUAGUCGCUGA
Messenger RNA from Spirometra erinaceieuropaei, 675 nucleotides. Lineage: Eukaryota; Metazoa; Platyhelminthes; Cestoda; Diphyllobothriidea; Diphyllobothriidae. The record is from the annotation of a GenBank genome assembly.